Adineta steineri is the source of this 843-nucleotide messenger RNA. Lineage: Eukaryota; Metazoa; Rotifera; Eurotatoria; Adinetida; Adinetidae. The record is from the annotation of a GenBank genome assembly.
AUGCAAACAAACGAAUCAAAUAAUUAUAAUCAACUAGACGUAGGAACUCUAAAUUUCUCAACUACUACUGAGUCUUCUACUUCAAAAUUAGCAUAUUCUUAUUCAAGUAUUCAAGAUAUUAUUCAAUGUCCAAUAUGUCUAGAAUGUUUUAAAGAUAAAGAUCCUCGAGUAUUACCAUGCCAACAUGUUUUUUGUUAUUCAUGUAUACCAGUGACUACUUCAAUAAAAGAUCGUUGUAUAAUAACAACUUGUCCAUUGUGUCAAUCGAUAUUUCCAUUUACAAAUUCUAGUCAAUUUCCUAAAUCAUAUACUCACAUACAAUUAUGUGAUUUAGUUCCAAUUAAUUAUGAUAUUAAAGGAAAAUGUUCAAAGUGUAAACAAAUUCAUUUAUUAAAUCUGUGUCCAUGUUGCGAUUGUCAUUUAUGUGGAAAAUGUUUCAGAAAUGAUCGAGAAAAUGCUUUAAUUCAUUUAGAAACUAUAAUUCAAAUCUGUGAAAAUGAUCUUGAACGUAUACAAACAAUACAACCAAUUGAAAUACCCGAAUUAUUACAAAAGGCGAAUAUUCUAAUGAAUAAUAAUCGAAGAGCAGAAUAUCACGAUAUUCUAUUGGUAUUUUAUCGAUUAAAGUAUCUUUAUGAACAAUUUAAUAAAUUACCAGUUGUAACAGCUAAACGAACAUGUCAAGAUGAUGAUGAUGAUGAAAACGAAUUGGAAAGAAAACAAAUAAGACUUGAACAAAGCAGCUGCUUAAAUACUCCACAACAAAUCGAUAUUAAUGAUGAUGAUGAUGAUGAUUCGAUCAUUUAUGUAGAAACUAUAAAUAUAAAACAACCAUCAGUAUAG